Melopsittacus undulatus (budgerigar) is the source of this 1209-nucleotide messenger RNA. RefSeq lists its product as uncharacterized. Lineage: Eukaryota; Metazoa; Chordata; Aves; Psittaciformes; Psittaculidae. Gene Ontology annotation, molecular function: ubiquitin protein ligase activity. The record is from RefSeq and is a predicted model, not a curated record. Bases 1 to 1209 code for a protein of 402 amino acids. The transcript has 7 exons.
AUGGGUGGGGACUCGUCUCCUCCCCUCAGCGGCUCCCCUCAGCGGCUCCCCUCGGUGGCUCCCCUCGGUGGCUCCCCUCGGUGGCUCCCCUCGGCGGCUCCCCUCGGCUCUCACCGCAACUGCAGUCCCUUGGUGCGGUCUCGGGAGCGGAUUCCGAGGGCACAGCGGGAGUGUUGUCACCUACCCCCGGGGAAAUGUGGGCCGCCCACUCGGCGGGUACAGCCCCUGGUGUCCUUCCGCUGCUGUGAGCCCGCACAGGACGCGCUGCUCUGUCCCAACAUGGUGGCCGCUGCUUCCUCCCGCUUUCUGGCCGGGGGGGGACUGGCCGCGGACGUCGAAGGAUGCUCCUUUUUUCCUGGGUUUAUGCUACACAAGCCAGGGAGCAGUAAAAGCCAGCUGCUUCCCAAGGAAUAUGGAGCCAAGAGUGAGAACACAACCAGCAAGACAAGAGCUUCACACCAGCCAGGACUCCAUCCCACAAUAUCCAAGCAAGGUGAGCAGGGCAGGUCCAGUGAUGUUCAGAGGAUCAGGCAAGUUGAUGGUGAUGAGGCAAGUACAAGAUGGUGUAACUUACUCAGCACCUCUCAGUCAUUUCUGGAAAGAGGAAUGGAAUCCCUCCAAAUUUGGCAACCUUGUAAUCACAGUGACUUCAGCUGCCCCAUCUGUCUCCAGACAGCUACUCUCCCAGUAGAAACCAACUGUGGACAUUUAUUCUGUGGUUCCUGUCUGAUCACCUACUGGAAACACAGUCCCUGGUUAGCAGCAAUAACCUGCCCUCUCUGCAGGCAAAAGGUGGUUCUUCUGGAUAGCAUCUCUUGUGAAAAGAAACAUGAUAAACCAAGUAAACAAAUUGUACAUGACAUUAGAGAUUACAACAAGCGUUUCUCAGGGCAACCUCGACCUUUUGCAGAUUACCUUUAUGACAUGCCCUUAUUCCUGACUCUUGCCUUGCGAGGAAUCUUCACCUGGGGUGUUCUGGUGUGGCUUUUUUUCCUGCGAGUUGCUGUUUGCUCCUUUGGAACUAUUGUAUGCUUGUCUUCCCCAUUUGACAUGAAGCCUGGGCCUCUCUGUAGGACACUUGGAACCGCCGAUGACAUGGUGGUUGUUUCCCUUCUUUUAAUUUGCUUGAUAAACAUAUGUCAGCAAAUUGCACCUAAUGGGGCGAGUAUGGCAAGGUCUGCAGCUCAGAGCAUGCUGUCAGAGGCCUGA